Cladophialophora psammophila CBS 110553 is the source of this 435-nucleotide messenger RNA. RefSeq lists its product as uncharacterized. NCBI's taxonomy places the organism in Eukaryota, Fungi, Ascomycota, Eurotiomycetes, Chaetothyriales, Herpotrichiellaceae. Bases 1 to 435 code for a protein of 144 amino acids. The record is from RefSeq and is a predicted model, not a curated record. The transcript is spliced from 2 exons.
AUGGCUCCAGUCGCUGCCGUACUCUGCGGUAAACAGCCGCACUUGACCGAAUUUAUGAUCAAGAAUCUCCUUCCCAAGAUCGAGGUCGUCCAUGUGUGCAACAGUGCCGACACAGCCGUCUCUGAGAUCCCUGCUCUUCUCAAGGGCGAAAUUACCCCGCCUUCCUCGGGUUUGGGGACGAACGCGGAGGGAUCUGGGCGGUCCGAUAUUUCGCUCAUCAUCGUGGGCGGAGGCUUUUCGCCACAAGAUGUCCAAGCCAUCAAAUCAGCUGCUGAUGCCGUGAAGCCCGUGGCAUUGUUCUGCGCGGACACCAGCAAGACCCCGGCUGGCGCAGGACCCCCACCCCCAGAAAUGAUCAAGAAAAGAAUGAUGGCCGGUAUCGAGAAGGAGGAGAAAGGCGAGGGAGAAUGGGCUCCUGGGAUGUACAUGUAUUGA